GAGGACUCCAAGAGAGCAUGGAACUAAACGUUUUGAAGUAUACCUAGCAUUGAUGUCCCAUCAGUAUCCAAUAUAUAUGAUAGUAAAGUCGUACAAUUCCACUCGGUGUCAAUCUUCCCAUUUUUAACCCCUUUAUUACCUUAAGCAAUAAGCCAAUAUGGAUCCUCUCGCGUCGAUCAACCCAUAUGUAUCACUCAAAGAAGGACCACAGUUGGGUCAAGUCUAUCAGAAACUACCUGCUAAGAGUGCUCGUUUUCUACGGUAUAAGGGAACAGAGAAAUCAGCAGAAACGUCUGAGCAGCUCCUUGUAUUCGAUUUUGAGGUUCAUCAGGUUCAAGAUGCCAAAUCUCAAUACUCAGCCUUAUCCUACACAUGGGGUCAUCCAAUACUCGAUAAAUUCGAAGAUGACUAUUCGCACGCGAUGAUUUGCAGCGGCCGACGUAUGCCGAUUGGCAUAAACUUGAACGACGCCCUUCAGUAUGUUUACUUAGAGUCGGAUAUUGCCCCGCCAUUAUUCUGGGUAGACGCUGUCUGUAUUAACCAAAGCGACCUCGUGGAGCGAGCCGAGCAGGUUACCCUCAUGACUAGUAUCUACUUCAACGCCGCUAACGUUGUUGUGUGGCUGGGGAAGGACGACGAGGACGCGCAUGAGGCCCAUUCACUCUUGUCUGAGUACACGCCUGCCCUCAGGAAUAUCGGAUUGGACUUGAUCUCGGCGAAUCCCGAUGGCGGGAUAGGGGCGGGAGUAGUCAAUUUGUACGACGACAAGAAGCUCCAUGAAAAAUAUCAUCUCACCCCAAGAAGUAUGGAUUCGUGGACGGCACUCGUGAGAUUUCUGUCUCGGAGAUGGUUUAGUCGCAUUUGGAUCGUGCAGGAGAUGGUAUUUAACCAGUCUCAUUUGGUCUGUUGUGGUCCCCUACGCUUUAACUGGCAGGACUUGGAUGGUUUCGUCGGCUUCGUCUUCGGCGCACAGUGGCACGGGAUGAACUUUCAUGGGCUUGAACGAGAGACGGCGAGGAUUGCACGUACUUUCACAUUCCAUCGUGAGAUUCGCUUAUCGGGAACGGAGUACUUGAACGACGACCCAAAGUUCAGUCUCCUAAGCCCUGAAGGAAAGCUGUAUGAUUUUGCACAGAGCUAUCUCCUUUCAUCCGCUUUCUUGGAGGCAACAGAUCCCCGUGACAGAGUGUAUGCGUUAUCCGCAUUUGUUAAUUCAUAUGCGGUUAAGGUAGACGUCAAACCUAUCUGGCUCAAGGCGGAUUACUCUCUUCAGACAACGGAAGUUAUGCUACGUACCGCACAGCUAUUGUUGUGGAAGACACGAUCCCUGGACAUGCUUUCAUAUGUUUCUGAUCUCAGCUGUCGAGUACAGUCCGACCUACCGUCUUGGAUGCCGCACUUCCACGUCCCUGGAGCUGUUGCAUCUGUGGAGUCUUUGCUUGAUUUACACCAGGGUAGGAAGUUCCACGCUGGUAGCUUGUCGUCGACAGUGCCCACAUUCUCUGACAUAUAUAUGCACCUGGACUCGGCGGGCAAUGAGUUAGAGGUCCCGGGGUACCUCCUAGAUACCGUGGAAGAAAUUGUCCUCUUUGAGUCGGGUCUCCUCUCCAUCUUAGAAGUUUGUCUUAGCUUACCGCAUACAUAUGCAAAUGGACAGUCGCCAGUUGAGGCGCUCUGGCGGACUCUCAUUGGUGGAAGAACAGACACGGCGUUUCCUGCACCACAAGAGACGGCAAUCGACUUCGCCCAAUUCGUCAAAGCCGGUCUCAUAGGAGUCGCUCUGGAUGCACUUAGAUCCGGAAAUAAAGCGCUGCUAACAAGGCUUAUCAUGGCUUUAGGGGGGAUAGAAACAAGAUGUCCACACCCCUCAGUCCCGACGGUCAGGGAGUUCAAUGUCAUAUUGAGUAAUGUUUUAGGAGAUCUCGAUGGCUGUAUCAAAAUGCUGAAGGAUCUACGUUCUAAUUGCGCGUAUCGGACUAUGAUCUCCCCUACACAUUGGGGCCAAAAAGGCAAAGCCUUGUUUCGUAGUCAUAAGGGCUUUCUAGGAUUGUCGCCACAUUCGACUCAAACAGGGGAUGAGGUGUGGCUACUAAAGGGGGCGAGCGUGUUCCACGUGUUAAGGGGUGAUGAUGGUACAUCAGGAGGGAAGAUAUUGCUGGGAGAAGGAUAUGUUCACGGUUUUAUGGAAGGGGAAGCUUUGAGGCUUGAUGGAAUCGAUUAUUGUUCUGUACUCAUAAAGUGAGUUACAUCUAUGUAAAUAGUAGAUCACAUAGUUAUAACGUAGGGAACAGUGGUUUAAGAAAUGAUAAUCUGACAAUGAUAUUAUUAGCAUAUUACUUUUUAUGAUAUCCGGGGUAAC
Messenger RNA from Daldinia decipiens, 2359 nucleotides. RefSeq names its product HET-domain-containing protein. Lineage: Eukaryota; Fungi; Ascomycota; Sordariomycetes; Xylariales; Hypoxylaceae. The record is from RefSeq and is a predicted model, not a curated record. The transcript has a single exon. The coding region runs from base 158 to 2242 and encodes 694 amino acids.